Molecule: messenger RNA, 741 nt
Organism: Metarhizium robertsii ARSEF 23
Lineage: Eukaryota; Fungi; Ascomycota; Sordariomycetes; Hypocreales; Clavicipitaceae
Product: Beta-lactamase/transpeptidase-like protein
Exons: 2
Coding region: 1-741 (246 amino acids)
Source: RefSeq, a predicted model, not a curated record
AUGGUGGUCUACCCGUGGUCUAUAGAUGAAAGCUGGACGAGUAUUGCAACGUGGAAAGAGUUACUCGACAAAAACAAGCAUUCAAUCCUCUACGACAGGCUGAGACGCGCUCCGUAUCCUAACGGUGUUACCGGCAAUGACGAAUGGAAAGCCAUAGCACGCAUCCUCUCAGAUCUCAAUGAUCUUCAAAUGUUCACGAUGAGAGCUGAACCGUUUAUGAACUCCUUGGAUUUUCUCUGGGUAGGAGAAAACUAUAAUGGCGCCAGAAAUUUCUUACAAAAGCUACAAGAGCGAGACAAGAACAUCACUGUUACAGAAUUAGGACUGGAGAAAGGUGACUUCGUUGAACUCGACAAUUGUCGGCAAUACGGGAUAGAAGAGGAUUACCAACUGUUACGACACAUCAAAAUCAUACAAGAAUCUCCACAUCUUAGGAUUUAUAGGGUUGUAAGAGAGGGGCACAAGAAUCAAUUAAAAUCCAUGCUUGAGGACAUCGCCAGGUGGAGGCGCCAACAUGACAUUGACACCAAAAAUCAACCCCUCCCAGAAGGCCAUAAAUACUGGGGAAGGCUAUGUUGGGGUAUCUGGUCGAACGAUAAGAACGGAGUGAAAAGGAAGAUCUGGUCCCUCACGGUUUGUCGCGACGAGGAAUCAAAACGCAGGAUCAAACGCGAGCUGGAGGAAAGAAUAAUUGGGUUGGUCAAUGAACAGUAUCAUAAUGAGAAGGAUAACGUUCGCUGA